AUUUGUAUCCAUUUCUAUUUUAUUAAUUGUUGCAAUUAAGUUUAGGUUUUAAAAGUUAAUUCAAUUGUGACAGUUUUCCUUCUUCUAGGAUCUGGUCAACAUAUUAACACAAUAUUAUAAUCGAAUUCUUUUUUUUCUCUCUCGAUCAUGACUCUGGAAAUACCAACAGCAUUAAAAAGAUUGGUCAGAUAUGUGAUGAGAGGUUUUUACUCAAUUGAACAAACGCUAAUUGUUGACCUGAUGAUACGUAAAUUGACAAUUAAAGAGGAAGAUAUUGAAAACCUGAUGAAAUUUGAGAAGAAGCAGUUAAGAGCUAUAAUGGCCGGUUUAAAGAAUGAUAAACUAAUCAAAUCUAAAUUACGUCUUGAAACUGGGCCUGAUGGUAAAGCCAUUCGACAAACCUAUUAUUUUAUCAACUAUAGAGGAUUUGUUAAUGUUGUUAAAUAUAAAUUAGAUUUUAUGAGGAGAAAAAUUGAAACGGAGGAACGUGAUUCAACCAAGAGAUCAUCGUUUGUUUGUGUUAAUUGUAAGAAAACUUUCACCGAUUUGGAAGCAGAUCAACUUUAUGAGCCGGUUUCAAAUGAAUUCAAAUGUUCCUAUUGUGGUGAAGUGGUUGAAGAAGAUCCCGAUGUUUUACCCAAAGCCGAUUCUAGACUGAUGUUAGCCAAAUUUAAUGAACAAAUGGAACCUUUGUAUCUUUUAUUGAAAGAAGUUGAAGAUAUUAAAAUACCUUCAGAUCUUCUUGAACCUGAUCUUGUUGAAGUAAAUGGAUCAACAAUUAAGGUGACAAGUGAUGGUUUUGACGGAAUGGACAAAUGGAGGACCAAAGAUAAAUCUCAAUUUGAUGCUGUUAUGAUUAGAGAGACAAGUAUUAAAGUUGAAAAGGAUGGUGAGAACAUUGAAGAAACUGUCAAAAAGGAGCAACCACCCUGGUUAGCUGAUACAUCUAUUAGUGUUUUACCUUCAAUGUCCGAUAUAACAAUUAGUAAACAAUCAAAUGAUUUGAUAAAAGAAACAUCAACAAAGGUUAACGAUAAUGGUAAUGGUUAUAGUAAAGAAGUUCUUGAAGCUCUCCUGGUUCAUGAGAAAUUAGAAAAUUCCAAUGAUGCUACAAUGUCCAUAUUAACAUCAACUAAUAAUACCAAUGAUUGGGGAACCGAUGGAUUACAUGAUGACGAUGAUCAUCAUCAUAAUCAUCUUUCUGAUAACAAUUUACUGGAUAAUGUAAAGGAUGAACUGAUGGGUGAAGAUGAAGAUGAAGAGGAGGAAGACCUUGAAAAUACCUGUGAACCCAUGAUCAGAAUUGGAGGAACUUUAAUACCCUUGAAUCAAGUUAACGAUAAUACAAUUCACUCAAUGAAUCAAAUGGAAAGAGAUGAAUAUAUUAAAUUAACUCAAGAAGUUUACGGUCACCUUUACGAUUAACUAAUCAUCAUAAUCGAAACACACAAAACAAAAACAUCAAAACGAGAGAAAACAAAUUAUCUUUAUUUAUAUUCAUUCACUAGGAAAACAAUUGAUUUCUUUUCUUUUUAUAUACAUAUAUACAUAAGUGCAAAAAUCGACAAUGUCCCUAUACUACCUGUAUUUGUAUUUUCUACCUGUUAAUUAAAAUUUAAUUGUCUCAAUA
Molecule: messenger RNA, 1630 nt
Organism: Panonychus citri (citrus red mite)
Lineage: Eukaryota; Metazoa; Arthropoda; Arachnida; Trombidiformes; Tetranychidae
Gene: TfIIEalpha
Product: general transcription factor IIE subunit 1-like
Exons: 1
Coding region: 148-1425 (425 amino acids)
Biological process (GO): transcription open complex formation at RNA polymerase II promoter; transcription initiation at RNA polymerase II promoter
Cellular component (GO): transcription factor TFIIE complex
Source: RefSeq, a predicted model, not a curated record